UAUUUAUUCUCGUGUUUGUGGCAGUCUGUUGGAGAAUCAAGGGGUGUGGUAUAUAAGACACGAACCUUGUGAAGAAGAAUGGCAGAUUUGUUCCCCGAGUCCAGCAAACAAGGAAGCAACAGUCUUGCAGCAACCAGAAGCUAGUUCAAACUAGUGGAAGGUUGUGUGCACUCCCUGUACUUUGUAAAGCCACCCCCAAGAAAGCAAAAAACCACAAGAAUUAAAGCCUUUGUCGACGAGAGGAGUUCGUCGAUAUCUGAAUCGAAGAAGAGCUGUUUAAAGUAGUAUCUUCUUUUUCGGUGAACAUGGCUCGCGGAAAAGUUCAGAUGAAGCGGAUCGAGAACCCGGUGCACCGGCAGGUCACCUUCUGCAAGCGCCGCGCGGGACUCCUCAAGAAGGCCAAGGAGCUCUCCGUUCUCUGUGAUGCCGACAUCGGCCUCUUCAUUUUCUCCCCCCACGGCAAGCUUUAUGAGCUUGCCACCAAAGGAACCAUGAAAGGGAUGAUCGAGAGGUACAUGAAGACCACCCAAGGCCAAGCUGCUCAGACUGAGGAAGCCACACCGAGCCAACCAUUGGAUGCUAAAGAAGAGAUUAACAUAUUGAAGCAAGAGAUUGAAGUGCUUCGAAAGGGUCCCGGGUACAUGUUUGGAGGAGGAGCUGGUAAUAUGACGCUGGACGAGUUAGAUGUUCUUGAGAAACAACUCGAGAUUUGGAUUUACCACACUCGCUCAACAAAGAUGGAUAUCAUGUUUCAAGAGAUCCAGCUGUUGAGGAACAAGGAAGGGAUACUGAAAGCUGCAAAUCAGUAUCUUCAGGAAAAGGUAGAGGAGAACACUGCGAUUACUAACAUUGUGCCAAUGACCACUAACUACACUUACCCACUAACUAUACAGAAUGAAUUAUUUCAAGAUCUCCUAUUGGUCUAGCCCCUCCUCUAGUGGAGUGGCACCGGUGUUUUUAGCAUUAAAAGUAAGUGUUUGACCGUGCUUGCCCCAAGCGUUUUUGAGCAAAUAAGUAUGUUCAAGUGCUGUGUAAGUCCUUGAAUUUGGGCUACUCUUUUGUUGGGUUCUGGUCACCUGGCUUGUAUGGGACAAAUUUGUGUUGUACUAUUGGUAAUGGGUUUGUGCUCUU
Molecule: messenger RNA, 1131 nt
Organism: Syzygium oleosum
Lineage: Eukaryota; Viridiplantae; Streptophyta; Magnoliopsida; Myrtales; Myrtaceae
Product: agamous-like MADS-box protein AGL12
Exons: 7
Coding region: 306-926 (206 amino acids)
Biological process (GO): positive regulation of transcription by RNA polymerase II
Cellular component (GO): nucleus
Molecular function (GO): DNA-binding transcription factor activity, RNA polymerase II-specific; RNA polymerase II cis-regulatory region sequence-specific DNA binding; protein dimerization activity
Source: RefSeq, a predicted model, not a curated record